Messenger RNA from Lactuca virosa, 657 nucleotides. NCBI's taxonomy places the organism in Eukaryota, Viridiplantae, Streptophyta, Magnoliopsida, Asterales, Asteraceae. The record is from the annotation of a GenBank genome assembly.
AUGGAAGUUGAAGUGAAGCUCCGCAUACCCGAUUCCGAAACGUACAAAACCCUAAUUUCUCUCCUCUCCCCUUUCCACAUCAGAACCCACAACCAACACAACAAUUUCUUCGACGGCGUCGCCGGACAACUCUCAUCCCAGCGCGCAGUCCUCCGCAUCCGCUUCUACAACGACCAACCCACCACUAAAUGCAUCAUCUGUCUCAAAGCAAAAGCCGUACUAGUAAACGGAGUAAGCAGAGUCGAAGAAGACGAAGAAGAACUCGAUCCAACAAUUGGCCAAGAAUGUUUAACUGACCCAAACCGUUUAGGAUCUCUGGUUGAAUCCUCAAGAAUCAUGAAAAGGGUCAAAGAUGAAUUUUUUGGUGAAAUCAACGAUGUUGAAGGGCUAGGGUUUGUGUGUUUGGGUGGAUUUAAGAAUUUAAGAAAUGUGUAUGAGUGGAAAGGGUUGAUGAUUGAAGUGGAUGAAACAAGUUUCGAUUUUGGUACACUUCGCUUCAAAAUUUGCCAUUUUUCGAUCUGGGAAAUUGCCAUAGUUCUAUCAGAAGUGGCUUGCUGUUUAAAUUACAUUGGGGAUUUAAGUAAUUCUCGAAAUGGAUGUAAAUUGAUGCAUUUAGCAUUACAGAGGUCAUGGGAUUUUGCAAGAAUUGAACUAUAG